Striga hermonthica is the source of this 1572-nucleotide messenger RNA. The record is from the annotation of a GenBank genome assembly. Lineage: Eukaryota; Viridiplantae; Streptophyta; Magnoliopsida; Lamiales; Orobanchaceae.
AGUGGCUUCCUUGGAUUUGGGGGCAAAAAGGUGGAUGCAAUUGACUUCUACAGGGAGCAAAUAAAGAAUCUUGAUAAAAAGAUGACCAUAGAACGCCAAAAAAUCUUAAAGGACCCUAAAUCCAUAAUGUCGGCUGCCUUUGUGUCGUUCAACUCGAGAUGGGGAGCCGCUGUUUGUGCACAGACACAGCAGAGCAAAAACCCCACGCUUUGGCUCACGAAUUGGGCUCCCGAGCCACGAGACGUGUACUGGAAGAAUCUUUCGAUACCUUUUGUCUCGCUUACCAUUCGGAAGCUCGUGAUAUCAAUAUCGGUUUUUGCAUUGGUGUUCUUUUACAUGAUACCUAUUGCGUUUGUCCAAUCACUGGCUAAUCUUGAAGGGCUGGAGAAGGUUGCCCCUUUCCUCAGGCCUUUAAUUGAAUGGAAAUUUGUGAAGUCAUUCCUUCAGGGUUUUCUUCCUGGUCUUGCUCUUAAAAUCUUUCUGCACUUUCUUCCUGCAAUUUUGAUGAUUAUGUCGAAAAUAGAAGGACACGUGGCGCUAUCAGUAUUGGAAAGACGGACGGCUGCAAAAUAUUACUACUUUAUGCUCGUUAAUGUGUUUUUGGGUAGUAUAGUGGCUGGAACUGCAUUCCAGCAGCUUCAUGCUUUUCUUCAUCAGUCAGCCACUCAAAUCCCAAGAAACAUUGGUGUAUCAAUACCAAUGAAGGCUACUUUUUUCAUCACAUACAUAAUGGUCGAUGGCUGGGCCGGGAUUGCAGGUGAAAUCCUCCGGUUGAAACCUUUAGUCAUAUUCCACCUUAAAAACAUGUUCAUUGUAAAAACUGAGAGGGACUUGGAGAAGGCAAUGAACCCUGGUGGUGUUAGUUUCCCCGAGACUUUGCCAAGCCUUCAAUUGUAUUUCCUUUUGGGCAUUGUGUACAUGGUUGUCACACCAAUCCUUCUUCCUUUUAUUCUCGUCUUCUUUGCCUUAGCGUACUUUGUGUACCGCCAUCAGGUAAUAAACGUAUAUGAUCAACAAUAUGAGAGUGCUGCAGCAUUUUGGCCGCAUGUUCACGGUCGCAUUAUAGCGAGCUUGCUAAUCUCUCAACUCCUUUUAAUGGGCUUAUUGAGCACAAAAGAGGCUGCAAAUUCCACUCCUUUGCUUGUGGUGCUACCGGUAUUGACUUUGGCCUUCCACAAAUACUGCAAGAGUCGAUUCGAACCUGCAUUUAGAAAGUACCCUCUUGAGGAGGCUAUGUCGAAGGACACACAAGACCGUGCUUUAGAAUCCGAAGUCGACUUGAAAUCCUACUUGUCCGACGCGUAUUUGCAUCCCAUUUUCCACUCGUUUGAGGAGGUUGACUUGAUUGAAGUCAAAGUCGAGAAAAAUGAGGACCACGUGGCGAGUUCUUCUCCGAGCAAGCCCAGUUCUCCAUCCCCUCAGCAUACAGAUCAUGAUGAAAACGAGCCCGCUCAAACUGUGCAGCACUAUGAAGUUGAACCACCGCAGGCUAUGUAUCAUUACGAAUUUGAAUCAUCUGAUAAUGUGUAUCGGUAUGACACUGGGUCACAGUAUCAAUACUAUCACUAUUGA